This is a messenger RNA of Penicillium samsonianum, 1542 nucleotides long. RefSeq lists its product as uncharacterized. NCBI's taxonomy places the organism in Eukaryota, Fungi, Ascomycota, Eurotiomycetes, Eurotiales, Aspergillaceae. Bases 1 to 822 code for a protein of 273 amino acids. The transcript has 3 exons. The record is from RefSeq and is a predicted model, not a curated record.
AUGUCUACAACCGAUCAACCGGAGUCGGGGCCAAACACCAACAAAGAUAUCAACCAACCCCCAAUCACAACUUCGCAGGAUCAACAGACCACAGCACCAACCACAGAGCUCCAAGCCCAAUCAAACCCUGUCGCUGAUACAUCCAUCCCAUCUGUCCAUGAUCAAACACCCGCGACCCAGACCCAGACCCAGUUCCACCCCGCAACUGGCCCCAGUGGCGAAAGCAAAUCCGCCCCCGUGACAACAUCACUUACCACCACCAACCCUCCUCAAACUGUCGACCACGCUCCUGCUGUCGCGCUGGCACAGUCCACCACACCGCCUUCAAUGGAUACAGACGAGCCAAAGACUGCGCCCGAGACAUCAACGGAGCACUCCGAUGAAGGCUCCGGGAAGGAAGUCGAGGAGGAUGCUGGUCCAUCACUGGUGAUUACGUUGCUGUUGACAACGGGGUCGCGACACCCGUUUACGAUCGAUGGAAAGUAUCUAACGAAGCGAUCGGUGAAUGUUGAGAAUUCUGAUCCGUUCUUGAUGAGCGUUUACACGCUUAAGGAGUUGAUCUGGCGCGAAUGGAGAUCUGAUUGGGAGACCCGUCCCACGUCACCAAGCUCUAUCCGUCUUAUUUCAUUUGGGAAGUUGCUGGAUGAUAAGUCCCCUGUUUCUGACUCCAAGUUCAGCAAGGAACACCCAAACGUCGUCCAUAUGACUGUCAAGCCGCAAGAAGUCGUCGACGAGGAAGACGCAAAGGGAGCAAAGGCACAGUACAGCCGGGAGCGCGAAGCCAGUGAGCGCAGCCCCGGAUGCCGAUGUGUGAUUCUAUAAUCUCACUGCUCCAGCUACGGGUCUCAAUCGUGGACGGCCUGCUCUCGGCAAUGAUGUUGUCUACUGCUUACAUCCUUCCACCCUAAUACCCAGCCUUUCCUCCCUUGUCCAUCUUCCGUCAACCCUCCACCCUUCAUCUACCUGCCAUGGCAGCGACACGCCUAAUUCUGCCUGGACGCAGGAUCAACAUACCUGUUUUGCUGAGCCAACAUGGGCGCUCUGGAAGCGGCGUUUGGACAUUUCUUUCUUCUGACUGGACCUCCAUCCUACGACUGGGUUUCGACUUUCGACUUGUUUCUCUUAUUUCUGUGCCAUGUUCGAGCCGUCCUCCUGUUCUCUCAUCGCCAUAUCGUCUGCAUGCGGGCCUCAUUCAUCUAUCCAUGGAUCUUCUCUACUGGAGUGCUUCGUGUUUUCUUUUCGACCGUGUCGUCCGAGGGCUCGAUCUGAGAUUCAUUCUUUGCUUUUCGCAUUGCUGUCACCAUUAUUCUUACCCCGGUUUCGAUAUAUACCCCCUCCAAUCCGACUUUCCUUUUUCUUUGUGCUCUAUCAUUUUACCUGUCUGGUUCCUUUCCUCAUGGACUUUUGUGUACUUACGACUUUGACCCCUUUUCUUCUUUCUCUAUCCCUCUCUUUCUCGAGUUUCAUUCCUUUUUGCUUGCUUUUUCUAACUGCCUAUGGUGGUUAGUCGUAGUGUAUAGGGCGUUUUGGAGAAGGUUGACG